AUGUCAUUCACUGUCAACAUUGGAGGCAGUAGUGUCACAGGAUCAUCAGGUGGAUUCUUUGGUGGAGUGGUCAGUGCUAUACAUGAGGCAUUCGUGCCCAUUGACAAUAGGAAUAAGAUAUGGGUCACAAUGAGCCAGUCGUCAUAUGUCGGUGGUGAUAUGCUCAUGGGCACAGUGGAGAUGGACUGCAUCGUGCCGUUCUUUGCCAAGGGCGUGCUGGUCAAGUUCAAGGGCUUCGAGCGUGUCUUCUUCACCGAGACCAAGACCGAGUGGGAGGGCGAGGGCAGCAACCGCAAGAGCGUGCAGCGCACCUACGAGUGCAAAGAGAACAAGGAGUUCUUCCGCUCGACGCUGUGCGUCUACCCCCACCAGGGCCAGGUCAACCCCGGCCACUACUCCUUCCCCUUCCAGUACCAGCUGCCGCCCAGCUUACCCGGCACCUUCUGCGAGGAGGACAAGGACUCAUACGGACAGCCCUUCUACGCCAAGGUGCUCUACAAGGUCAAGGCCACCGUGGACGUUCACCACAAGCACGACCUCAAGCACACAUGUCGCCUCGUCGUCAACGAGCGCUGCAACGAGCUGGUCCAGCCAUCGUUUGCCGAGAAUCGCAAGUCGUUCUUCCUGACCAAGGGCAAGAUCGUCGCCAAGGCCUGGUUGAACAAGAACGCCUACAUCCCAGGCGAGACACUGGUCGGCAAGCUCAAGAUCAACAACACAUCGGUCAAGCCAACGCGCCGCAUCUCGCUCAAGGUGCACCACACUAUCGAGCUGCGCGCGCAGCACAACACCAAGGUCAUCAAGCACUGCGUCUACAAGCAGGAGUACCCAGGCAUCCAGCCAUGCUACUACGGCAAGCGCUACAUCCCCUUCUACAUCCCAGUCGACCUCAAGCCAUCGUCGCUCUCGGGCGGCCACGUAAAGUCAACAUACAUCCUCGACAUUGAGUUUGAUAUCCCGGGCGCCAUCGACCUGCACGUGCCCCUGCCCCUCACACUGUUCGCGCCACAGUAUCUGUACUCUACCGUGCCACCCCAGCCCCCCGGAGCGCCACUGCCACCCGACGUCAGCUACCGCCACCCAUGGGAGGACGAGACUGCCGUGGCUCACUGCGGCAAGUGUCGCAGCAACUUUGGUCUGUUCAAUCGCAAGCAUCACUGCCGUCACUGCAUGAAGGUGUUCUGCGGCAAGUGCACAGCCAAGACAACACCCAUCACCAAGCUCAACUAUCCCAAGUUUGUGCGCGUCUGCGACGACUGUUUCCCAGUCGCCUCACAGGGAGGUGUCAAGUAUCAAUCGGCCAAGGCGUUGGCCGCCGCCUACAACCAGGCACUAUCCGAGUACUACGCACAGUACUCACAGCAGUAUCCAUGGAUGGCACAGAUGGCUGCUCCUGCGGCCGUUCAUCCCGCAGCUGCCGUCGCUCCCAUGCCCUCGGCACCACCCAUGUAA
Molecule: messenger RNA, 1452 nt
Organism: Acytostelium subglobosum LB1
Lineage: Eukaryota; Evosea; Eumycetozoa; Acytosteliales; Acytosteliaceae
Exons: 1
Coding region: 1-1452 (483 amino acids)
Biological process (GO): protein transport
Cellular component (GO): cytoplasm
Molecular function (GO): metal ion binding
Source: RefSeq, a predicted model, not a curated record